GAAAGGGACAAGCGGACAGGGGCAGAGGAGGAGACAGUCAGGAAAAAAACAAAGAUGGCAGUGUAGAUUAAGGGAAGGACUAUCGAAGAGACUCUGCAGCAAACUGAUAACUUAUAGGCUUUCGGGAGAAUCCGGAUCGUGUCGGAGUGGCUCGGUUGUGAUCGGAAGGUGUACCGGAGGGAAAGAGCCCGGCCCGGUCGCAGAGAGUCGCCGUGUGCGUGCUGUCACGGCGGAUAACGGACCUAAACAACAGCCUGUUGUUUUGUUGAGUCUUAGCUGUUUUUUUUCCUCUCUCUCUCUCUCUCUUCACAAGCUGAGAGCCGAAGCUUACCUGAGAUCUAUCCAAAAAAAUUUAUAGGCAUCCAUGCAGGCCAAACCGCUGUAAAACACAGAUGAAAUUAUAUCCACUGUCCCUUUACCUAGUGUCAUAUUACCCAAAAUUAGCCUAUUUGAACUGACGUUUGAUGGUUUACAAGUGAGUGCAUUGUUAGCUAUCCAGACCCCCCAUCAUUAAAGGCCAACUACCUGGAAAAAGCUGAAAAUCUCACCCUGACAUUCAGCGGAUCCUGUGCUCAGUCAGCCCAAAUACCCCUCGUGACUCAUUCGGAUGUCUUCGAUGGAAGAGCGGAUGGAAUUAGGCGUCGCGGCCGCCCCGGGCUCCUCAUCUUCGGGACUGGGUGUCGGUCCUGUGGGGGGUGUCCUGGAUGCGGGUCCGGGGAGCGCAGGACUGGCCGGUAUCCAGGAGGAGUCCGGUGUGCGGAGAGACGGUCCUGGUUCCGAGGCCGACCCGGACGCACCGCCUAAGAAGCGCAUGAGGCACCAGGAAGGAGAGGCGGGGAAGCUCGAGGAGCGCCUGUACUCGGUGCUCUGCUGCACGGUGUGCCUGGACCUGCCUAAAGCCUCGGUGUACCAGUGUACAAACGGGCACCUGAUGUGCGCCGGCUGCUUCAUCCACCUGCUCGCUGACGCGCGCCUCAAAGAGGAGCAGGCCACGUGUCCUAACUGCCGCUGUGAGAUCAGUAAGAGUCUGUGUUGCAGGAACCUGGCGGUGGAGAAAGCCGUGAGUGAACUGCCCUCUGAGUGCAGCUACUGCCUCAAACAGUUCCCUCGCUCCGGCCUCGAGCGCCACCAAACAGAGGAGUGCCAGGACAGAGUGACGCAGUGCAAGUACAAGCGGAUUGGCUGCCCAUGGCACGGGCCGUUCCACGAGCUCAGCGCUCACGAGGCCGAGUGCUGCCACCCGUCUAAGACCGGCAUGGAGCUGAUGGGUAUCCUGGAUGAGAUGGACCAGAGCCAUCGCAGAGAGCUACAGCUCUACAACAGCAUCUUCAGCCUGCUGUGCUUUGAGAAGAUCGGUUUUACAGAGGUGCAGUUCCGGCCCUACCGCACCGACGACUUCAUCACACGCCUGUACUACGAGACGCCUCGCUUCACCGUCCUCAACCAGACCUGGGUCCUGAAGGCACGGGUCAACGACUCGGAGCGCAACCCCAACCUGUCCUGCAAGCGCACGCUCUCCUUCCAGCUCAUCCUGAAGAGCAAAGUGAACUCUGCCCUGGAGUGCUCCUUUCUGCUGCUGAAGGGCCCGUACGACGACGUGAAAAUCAAACCCGUCAUCCAGCACCACGUCUUCUCCAACGACGCCAACGAGACCGAGUACGCCCUGCUGCCCAUCAGCGACAGCGUGGAGUGCAACAAGCUGCUCGCUGCCAAAAACAUCAACCUCCGCCUCUUCAUCUUUCAGAUCCAGAAAUAGAGGCACGGGACGACGGGGGCGGAAGAAACGGAGAAGGAGGAGGGGAUGGAGUGAACAAAGGCGAAGCGGAGAGGGUGACGAGCACCACUGAACCACAGAUACCUCUACGGGAGCAAAAGAAGGAUGAAUACGGCCCAUCAGUACUGCAGUAGAUCGUUUGUGUGUGUGUGAGUGUGUGUUGUAAGCUUUCAGACCCUCGACAGCCAAAAAAAAAGUCAACAAUCUCACCCUGCUGAUCUCCCAUUGG
This is a messenger RNA of Rhinichthys klamathensis goyatoka, 2003 nucleotides long. RefSeq names its product zinc finger TRAF-type containing 1 (gene zftraf1). Lineage: Eukaryota; Metazoa; Chordata; Actinopteri; Cypriniformes; Leuciscidae. The record is from RefSeq and is a predicted model, not a curated record. The coding region runs from base 608 to 1756 and encodes 382 amino acids. The transcript has 4 exons. Gene Ontology annotation, cellular component: nucleus.